UUGACUCGUGGUAGAGCCACUGAAGACGGGACCGUGUUAGGUUGGAGUCGGAAAAAACCCCCAGACGUUGCAACAUAGUGCACAGGGGUGGAUCUGUGAAACGAGUCAAAAGGCAACAUUAGCAGCGGAAAUCUCACUGAGACUUAGUUCAACGGAAGUAGAACUGUAGCAAAGUCACUGUGCGCAACAGGUGUCAGUUUCUUUUCGUAAGCUCACUGUUUGAAAGUUGUUUGAGUAGGGGGGCUAAAAGUUUUCGUUGGUUAACAAAACGCCAACAUGUCAAAACUUCGACCCAGGCUUUGUGUGUUGGAGAAAGGACCCAGCGGGUAUGGGUUCCACCUGCACGGAGAGAAGGGCAAGAUCGGGCAGUUCAUCAGGCUCGUGGAGUCCGACACUCCCGCCUCCGAGGCCGGGCUCCUGGCUGGAGACCGAUUGAUGUUCGUGAAUGGGGAGAACGUAGAGGGGGACAGUCAUCAGCAAGUGGUCGCCAAGAUACGGGCAACCUCUGGGGCUUUAGAGCUUAUUGUGGUGGACCCCGAGACCUCGGAGCUGCUGAAAAAACACAACCUACAGUGUCGGAAAGAAUUCGUCACAGAAGGAAUUCCCAUACCAGGCAGUGACAGCGACUCAGACCGCGGGGACACUCAGAGCAACGGCACCCCUUCCCCGCUUGAGAACGGGGAUUCUUCCUCGGAGAGAUCCGAGAGGCAUAGUGUCAGCUCAAGCACCAAGGAGGAGAGAGAUGGGCGCCGGCCUCGUCUCUGCCGCUUGAAAAAGGGCCCCGGUGGCUACGGCUUUAACCUGCACAGCGAGAAGUCAAGACCAGGCCAGUUCAUCAGAGCUGUGGAUGAGGACUCUCCAGCACACAUCGCCGGCCUCAGGCCGCAGGAUAAGAUCAUCCAGGUUAAUGGUAUGUCUGUGGCUGGGAUGCAGCACUCAGAGGUGGUGGCAGCCAUAAAGGCCGGAGGAGACGAGACUAGGCUACUGGUGGUUGACAUUGAGGCAGAGGAAUUCUUCCAGAAAUGCAAUGUUAUGCCCACUGAGGAACACAUCAGUGGACCUCUUCCAGAGCCAAUGGCAGAAGACAAGACAGUUUGGAGUCACACCAGUCACACCCCCAAGGAUGCUGUUUUGAAGGAAGGUUCAGAGGAGGUUGGAGAUUGUUACCAUCAUGGGCUCAUCUGGUCAGGAUGAGAAUGAACAGUCAGUAAUCACUUGCAGGGUUUUUUUGUUUUAUUAAAUAAUGAGCAAAAGGAAAGACACACAUGGACUCUAUCUCUGAAAGGAAAUAAAGUAUGAUUUAAGUAACUCAAAAUAAUACAUGAACUCAGGAGACUCGAACAGAAACUCACCUCAGCUGCCGCCCCAUGUGGCAGUGAAGAAAGAGUGAGCUGUAGGUGAGUGCAGUCCUUGUAUAACGAGUGACAGGUAAGGGCAAGCACCACACCCAAUCAAAGGUGAGGAAAAGAAACAAGGUGCAUCUAGUGAAGUGAGUGUGCUGAAUGGUGAGCCUUUACAACAGAUGCUGUCCUUGAGGUCUACUAUCUACCUGAUUAUAGCAUAAUGUUGAAAGUGAUCAUCAUCACACAAACCAUUAGGACCAAAGCUGAAAGAAAAAUCACAUACACAUAAUGUUAUAAACAAAAUAUAUUUAGUACUUCAUGGAAGUAAACUGUCACUGUGCAGGGGUUCAUAUAUUUGAUGGCAAGUGAAACCUCGCUGGUUUGAAUCCAGUGGCAGAGACAUUUUUGGGGUUGCCAACUGAAAAUAGCCCCCUAGUGGCUGUCUGUGGUCCUACACUUUAAGAUGCUUUUGCAUUGAGUUCCAUUUAAAGCUCUGAUUGUUUCUUCUUUGUCCCAUCAUGAUUUGCAUUACUUCAAUUAUGCAUGCUACUUUGUACGUGUCUGUAUUCAUAGUAGUGUUAUUUUAAAGGAUUUUGAAUUUCCACAUUAAAUUGAUCACGGUCGUUGCAUUGACAUUAAUAUUAACGAGUCUUCUGCAACUGAAGAGAUAACAUUAAGCAGCCCGAGAGAGUGAAGCAGGAUGCAACUGUGUGACGUAUACUUAAGUAACAAAUGUCACAUAAAGAGUUCAAAAUGUAGCAGACUCACUUCUCCUCAGCCUGAGAAAACCAGUGCAAUGCCCCUUUAAUUAGCACAGGCUCAGUCAUCAAAAUAAACACCACCCACUACGUCUAUACGCACACACACACACACCCAGUGACAACAUGGGAAUUGUGGAUUGGCCCCUCUAGUGACAUUGUGGCUGACCUCUUCACCAUGGCAACAGGAGUAGAAGAUCAUGGGAUUGCAGUGGCUUUAAUUUGAGGAUUAUGCUAAUGAGCAGCAUUCACACACUCUCACAUACAGCCAGACUUCUGUAGCGAACAAUCAGUCAUUCACCAGCUGUUAUAUAACAUGGCGGCAUGAAUCCAUACCCUGACCUCUGACCUCCAGUGUGCCUUUUAUCAUCAGGUGGCCAAUAGUCCUGCUUAGAUAUUCAGUAACUUAAAAGGCUUUUAAGUGGCAUUAGUGCAAAUGGAAUACUAUUAGAGGCGUCUGAUGAAGACACCUUACAGCAGAGGGCUCAUGCUCGUGUGCAGCAUGGGGCUGGGGUUAUUUUUAGAGAAACAGCUGCUUCCACACUGGAGGCCAAAUUUUCAUAGAUGAGGUGAGUUCCACACUGCAUUUCAGAUAGGAGCAGGGCUAUGUGCCGAUCCCUGAACGGUCUGCUCAGAGAGAGGACUGCUCACACUGAGCCUCUGAAUGACCAGCCCCCCCUGCUGGUGACACUCCCCUCUCUGCCUGCACAUUUGGUCUUGAUAAUUAAAAAGAAAUGUUUGUGUGACUCUCGUAGAAGAAAUACACCACGUCUGUGUUCUUGUACUUCGCUUCAGAUUGUUUGAUGUAAAAACACACUGUCUUAUAUAGCACUUUCCUACUCUCCCACAGUACUCAAAGCGCUCUAUACAGCAUUCACCCAUGCACACAAGCACUUCUAUGUUUUAAAGUGCUUUAUAUCUACCAUUCACACUCCAAUGGAUGCAUCAGAGAGCAACCUGGGGUUAAUAUUUUGCCCAAGGACAUUUGGCUUACAGACACCACCAACGAUCAGCAGAUGACCUGCUCUACCUCCUGAGCUACAGGUGUUGGACUCUAACAUUGAAUGAGGAUAUUCAGAAGUGCGCUUUUAUUUUUGCUUUUUUGGUGAAGUUUCCUUUCUCUGGAAAUUCAGAAAGGCUUCUAAUGAGCAGCUAGUUGAAAUGAGCUACCUCUAAACUUUCCACUCGGUUUGAAAAGGUUCUAGUUCUGCAUAAUCGAAAUGUUCAUGUCCUUUGAAGCUGAGAUGCUUUCCGGAUGGUGUUUUGUACUUUGGAUGAAUUGACCCUUUUGAAUGUGUGUUGUGUGUU
Messenger RNA from Pundamilia nyererei, 3409 nucleotides. Its product is annotated as Na(+)/H(+) exchange regulatory cofactor NHE-RF1-like. Bases 277 to 1194 code for a protein of 305 amino acids. The record is from RefSeq and is a predicted model, not a curated record. Gene Ontology annotation, cellular component: apical plasma membrane. Lineage: Eukaryota; Metazoa; Chordata; Actinopteri; Cichliformes; Cichlidae. The transcript has 5 exons. Gene Ontology annotation, biological process: protein localization to plasma membrane. Gene Ontology annotation, molecular function: protein-membrane adaptor activity; signaling receptor binding.